Scophthalmus maximus (turbot) is the source of this 4005-nucleotide messenger RNA. RefSeq names its product terminal nucleotidyltransferase 5C (gene tent5c). Gene Ontology annotation, biological process: mRNA stabilization. Lineage: Eukaryota; Metazoa; Chordata; Actinopteri; Pleuronectiformes; Scophthalmidae. The record is from RefSeq and is a predicted model, not a curated record. The transcript is spliced from 2 exons. The coding region runs from base 187 to 1338 and encodes 383 amino acids. Gene Ontology annotation, molecular function: RNA binding; poly(A) RNA polymerase activity.
CGCGCAGCACGAGCGGUUCAAACACUGACACGCUGCCGCGGUGUGUGUGUGUCGAGAGAGAGUGUGUGUGUCCGUGGACUAUGUGGACGCGUCUGAACGAGCAGCAACUCAUCAUCACCAUCAUCUUCUCGUCUGCUUGGACCUCGAGGCCUUUUGGAAACUCAAUCAGAACGUUGUGAGAAGAAGAUGGAGAACAAGGAGGAAUCAAAGAGUUGUUCCGUCAGCGUCCUGUCCUGGGAGCAGGUGAGCCGGCUGAACGAGGUCCUCACCGAGGUGGUGCCCGUCCACGGGCGGGGGAACUUCCCCACCCUGGAGGUGCGCCUCAAAGACAUUGUGGCGUGGGUGCGCUCGCACCUGGAGCGCAGCGGCAUCCGCGUCAAGGACGUGCGGCUCAACGGCUCCACGGCGAGCCACGUGCUGGUGCAGGACCUGGGCUGGAGCUACAAGGACCUGGACGUGAUCUUCAGGGUGGACCUGCCGCACGAGACGGAGUUCCGGGUCAUCAAGGACGUGGUGCUGGGCACGCUGCUGGACUUUCUGCCCGAGGGCGUGAACAAGGAGAAGAUCACUCCCAUGACCCUGCGGGAGGCGUACGUCCAGAAGCUGGUCAAGGUCAACACGGAGCAGGACCGCUGGAGCCUCAUCUCGCUCUCCAACAACAACGGGCGCAACGUGGAGCUGAAGUUCGUGGACACGAUACGCCGGCAGUUCGAGUUCAGCGUGGACUCCUUUCAGAUCGUGCUGGACUCCAUGCUCGCCUACUACGAGCUGGCGCAGACGCCCAUGUCGCAGGCCUUCCACCCGACGGUGAGCGGCGAGAGCGUGUACGGCGACUUCGGCAUGGCGCUGGGCCACCUGCGCGACAAGCUCAUCGCCACCAAGCGGCCCGAGGAGAUCCGCGGCGGCGGCCUGCUCAAGUACUGCAACCUGCUGGUGCGCGACUUCCAGCCCGCCAGCGAGGAGGAGUUCAAGGCGCUGGAGCGCUACAUGUGCUCGCGCUUCUUCAUCGACUUCCCCGACAUCGGCGAGCAGCAGCGCAAGGUGGAGGCGUACCUGCAGAGCCACUUCGUCGGCGAGGAGAAGAGCAAGUACGACUACCUCAUGAUCCUGCGGCGGGUGGUCAACGAGAGCACGGUGUGCCUCAUGGGCCACGAGCGGCGGCAGACGCUGCACCUCAUCUCACUCAUGGCCUUCCGCGUGCUGGCAGAGCAGAACGCCAUCCCGGACGCCUCCUGCGUCACCUGCUACUACCAGCCGGCGCCGUACGUCCGGGACCACAACUUCAGCAACUACUACGUGGCCAACCAGAACAUUCCAACAUGGCUGCCAUGUAACUGACACAAAGGAGCGGACGGACGCACGCAGAGGAGGGAAUGAAAAGAAAUGAAACUCCACAAAAAAAAGAAAAAAAAAGAUAUAGAGGCAAUAAAUGCUGAUUUCCUCUCGAGGCACAAUUAUAUUUAAGUGGACAAGUGUUUUUUGCUUUGGUUUUUUUUUUUGCAAAUCCUUUCUCAUUCCUCAUCUACAGCGGCGUCGAGCUCAUUGAAUAGAAAGUGAUAUUUUUAAGUGUUAUUUAGAUUUUUUUUUUCUUUCUCUUCAUCAUGAUGUUUGGUUAUUUCCCACGUUUAUCAACUUUAUUCUUAAUGGAAUGUUCCGUUUUGUGCCUUGACCUCCAGGUUCGACCUCCAGGUUCGACCCCGACCGGGCUGUUAUUUUGUAGAAAGGGAAUAAAGAAAAAAAGUUUAUAGCCUGAAUUUGGUCUAAAAAAAAAAAAUGAAGAAAAUAAUGAGGAAAAUAUUGUUAUUGGGGAAGAGAUGAUAUAUAUGUAUAAUGUUUAAGCCCAAUUAAAAAAAAAAAAAGAAGAAGGAUCCGAGCACCGGUGUGAGGUCACUGUGGAGGGAUGAAGGUGGUUCAAUUAGUUUUAAUGCAUUUUGUCAAAUAUCUAUCACGGACACUUAAAAUGCCGAUGGUGCCUGUGAUUUGUAAAAGAAAAUGUUAUGUAAUUCUUUUUAUUUUAUUUUCCCACUGUGAAUUAAGACAAGCUCCUCCCCCUCAGAUAGACGAGCUCCCGUGUGUCUGAGCAGUUUAGUUUUUUAAAGUCACUUCCCCGGUGACCCCCAAGUGUCACAGUCCUGGGGGUCGCCCCCCCCCCCCCCCCCCCCCCCCCCCGGCCCGGGACUCCUGCAGUGACAGGCUGACUGUCGGUCUCUUCCCUUACAAGGAGCAGCACAUGUCGGGUCGCCUCUGAAACGGGAUCCUCCUCUGACGCAGCUCGGCAAAUUGCAGGACGUCUCUAUAUUUAUCUUUUUCUUUUUCCAGGGGAGGCCAGGGGAACCAGUGAUGGAGCAGCAGCAGCCCCGUCACCUUAAGUGUGUUUGUGGGAGGGAGGGGGUCCAUGGGGGGGUCCUCUCCUUUCUGCGGCUUGCUGGCACCAAGAACCCCUUGUGUGGUCAUGCGUGGACGGACACCAGAGCUCGACUGGUGCGUUAAGAGAAAACGCCAGCAUGACCACGCCCCCUUUUUUUUCUGGACCAGGAUGUUGAGUCAUCAUGGAGACACGAGGCCGAACGACCCCUCCUCCCCCUCCACCAUAUUUCGAGCCUCGGCCUAUUAUUAGCUGUGAAUCUUGAUCAUUUGCGGUGUGGUGUUCCGAGCACGUGUGCCGAGCGGUGACUUCAGCGCCUCGUCUCUCCUCUGACGCGUCAUCGUCAUCAUCAUCAUCAUCAUCAUCAUCAUCAGCGUCUGAGCGGAGGAAAAGUUUCUUCUUCUUCUUAAAAACUAUGUAAUGUGAAGCUCCUCCCCCUCUGCUCCUCGCUCAGUCCUGCUCCUCCCACACCAGGUAACCAGGGACGACAGGCUCACUGCUCCCGGCUGGUCGGAGGAAGGUCAGAGGUCGAGGUCAGGUCAGGGUCACGCUGUGCUGACGGUCUCUCUCACUCUGGACCAAAGUUCUGCUUCGCAACCAGCGACUGAAGUAUCAAAGUGCCUUUUCACUCAUCAGAGAGUGAAGCAGCUUUUUAAAGGGUUUUUUAUUUUAACGGUGAUCAGGAGGAGAAGUGUUGGUGUCUGUCACGUUUUCUUUUUUAGACCCAGUGACUCACGACGACUGACGUCUCUGUGUUUUGUGGAGCAAAAUAACUUUGGUUUGAAUUUGGAAUUUGAGAUGUCUUCUUUUCUUUUUGUUUAUUUCCCCCUCUGUUAGUUUCCGUCUGUGAUCCUCGACCCCCCUCCUGUCCAGUCAUUCCUGUCCCACGUUUAGUUUUGCUCCCCUCUUUUGUGUCUUCCUACGGCUUUGGGCCUUCGGUCGCCACGUCGACGUCAGAGUUUUUUUGAAAUCUAAACUCUUGAUUCGUUCAUGUAUUCACACCAGGGACUAAACGGCCGAGCGUCACAGCUCCGUGUUGGUUGUUUCUCUCCCCGUCGUCUGAACAAAGCAAUACCUGAAGUGCACUGACGAGCCGGACUGAAGCACCUUGUUGUCCGUACGCUCGCCUUGUCCGUGGGAGUCGAGGUGGUUCUCAGGGACAAACUGCGUUUUUGAGAACUUUGUCUAUUUUUUUGUUUCUCCCCCCUGAUAUCGAGACAUCGCCUCCUGAAGCUCGACUCCAUUUUGUGUCUUAAUUCUCUCCUCCGCACCGGGGCCGAGACUUCAGCUCAACCGUUAAGAUGAUCUCUGCAUUCUGUCUUGUCCAGGCGACCGAUCGAUGGAUCCCCAGUUGAAUCACAGUCUGAGAGUGACGAUCAAUCAGUCAGUUUCCUGCUCGUGCUGCAGGUUGAAGUCUGCUGAGCGUCUAGUUUCUUCUCAGGACGAUUGGUCGUCACAGGAAACUCAACAGACAGGAAUGUUCUACACAUUCGAGGGUGAACGCAGCCUGGAAUGUAAAUCGUGUGUGUGUGUGUGUGUGUGUGUGUGUGUGUGUGUGUGUGUGUGUGUGUGUGUGUGUGUGUGUGUGUGUGUGUGUGUGUGUGUGUGUGUGUGUGUGUGUGUGUGUGUGUGUGUGUGUG